Fraxinus pennsylvanica is the source of this 390-nucleotide messenger RNA. NCBI's taxonomy places the organism in Eukaryota, Viridiplantae, Streptophyta, Magnoliopsida, Lamiales, Oleaceae. The record is from the annotation of a GenBank genome assembly.
AUGGUUCGUGCUUCUAGCGCCGACACCAUUCGAGACACGAGGAGCGCCGACAAUGAGGGAUUUUCUGGUUGUGAGCAUAGAUUAGGAGUAAAGGAUGAGGAGAUCAGGAAUAGGGGGUUGGUGGAUAAGAUUUUGGACAAAACCGGGAUGAAAGUCACUGGGAAAUGGACGGUUCAGCAGGCUGCUGAGAUGUCAAUUGCUGCGCCAACUAUUGCAGCUCCAUCAGAUAGUAGGUAUAUGAGUGGGUUGAAGGAGGGGAGAGAGGCGGCCUCAGAGAUUUUUAAGAAGGAAGGGUUGAAGGAGGAUAUUAAUAAUGUGGGCGUGGUGGAUAAGAAAAGGUUGAUCGAUGAUGUAAGGCAGGAAUUGUACGCGUCGAAGAUUUGUAGUUAA